Molecule: messenger RNA, 2068 nt
Organism: Cyprinus carpio (common carp)
Lineage: Eukaryota; Metazoa; Chordata; Actinopteri; Cypriniformes; Cyprinidae
Product: E3 ubiquitin-protein ligase RNF167-like
Biological process (GO): ubiquitin-dependent protein catabolic process; positive regulation of DNA-templated transcription; protein ubiquitination
Cellular component (GO): nucleoplasm; cytoplasm
Molecular function (GO): ubiquitin protein ligase activity
Source: RefSeq, a predicted model, not a curated record
GUUCUCGCACUUCCCGUUCCGUUGGCCGUGCGGGAUUGUAAACAAACGCGUGAUCGUAGUCAGAGAGACAAUUUAUAGUUCCACCAAGGGCUGAAUCGGCCAAGCUCCUCGAGAAACCGACACGGGUCAAUGAGCUGUGAGCUUCGAGAAAGCAUAUUCGCGGGGAAAAGCGCCGUGUUACACCGAUCUGAGCAGAAUCACGGAGAAGACGCGAGUGAUUAGCCAGCUAGCACUAACUUUGCAGUCUCCGUCGGCCCUCGUCAGGAUGGUGUAUGUGGGGACGCAGCUGGGCGUAUCCGUCCUAGUCUUAUUCUGCACUGUGGCGCCGUCUCCUGCUCAGGCAUAUAUAUAUGCUCAUUACAGUAACAUGACCUCCAUGCUGUUUGAAGAUCUGCCUGCUCUCUUUGGCCCUCCUCUGCCAAAAGAUGGACUGGUGGGUGUGCUGGUAGAAGCUCGUCCUCAGAAUGCCUGCAUGCCUAUAGAUCCUCCUCCGGUCUCUCCCACACCCGCUGAUCCCAACAGCACUACAAAAUACAUUGUCCUCAUUCGGCGCUAUGACUGUAACUUUGAUAUCAAGGUGCUCCAUGCACAGCAGGCCGGUUUCAGUGCAGCCAUAGUUCACAACAUGUACUCUAAUUCACUUCUCAGUAUGGGAUACAGCAAUGACACUAUCAUGGAGGAGAUCGAGAUUCCCUCUGUGUUCACAAGCUACUAUGCCUCUCAGAUACUGCACAGCUUCAUCAUACCAGAGAAAGGGGCUUACGUGAUUCUGAAGCCUGAGUUCUCCUUCCCUCUGUCCUACUAUCUCAUCCCCUUCACUGGAGUAGUCGGAAUAAUCUUCAUUGUCAUGGUCAUCAUACUGAUUGUGCGGUGCGUGCAGCACAGGAAGAGACUUCGGAAAAACAGACUCUCCAAAGAACAGCUGAAGAAAAUCCCCACUCACAAGUUCGUUAAAGGUGAUAGUUAUGAUGUCUGUGCGAUCUGCCUCGAUGAGUAUGAGGAGGGAGAUAAGCUGAGAGUGCUGCCGUGUUCACAUGCUUACCACUGCAGGUGUGUGGACCCCUGGCUCACCCAAACUAAAAAAACCUGCCCGGUGUGCAAGCAACGUGUGACCCGUCCCGACCCAGAAUACUCCGAGUCUUCAGACUCCGACGGAGAGUCAGCGCCACACGAGGCUGACGAGGAAGAGGAAGGAGCGACCAGCGAGGCAGAUUCUGAGCGCACGCCUCUCCUGCGACCCUCCAACCCCGCGUCCCCCGCCUCCUCCAGCCCGCCUCCCACCUACGCCUCCACGGUAACCUCAGAGGCCGCCGUCGCCACGGUAACGACCUCCGCACAGUGCCUGCAGCCUGACGAGCCCCUGCUGGGAUGCGACGAGUACUACUCACCCAUCGAGGACUCGGAGGAAGGUCCUGAUGACGACGAUGAUGAUAGAGAUACCACGGAGCUCAUCGGACGGGGCGCAGUGCGAGUCUGAGAGCUGGAGUCAAACAGCUGAGGUUGUUUUCUCCGGUGUAGAUCACAGAGCUCAUAUAUUUACACCAGUCUCGUGGAGAUUCGCAUCCAUCUCGUUCUUAACUAGCUAGUGCGACCAACACUACACAGCAUUUGUGCAGCACUUUCUGUUGCAGUCACACUUUUGUGUGUGUUUCACUAAAUCUUCUUUCCCCUAAAACUUGGUCCGUGUCCAGAAAGGAGCCGAUGUUUUGAAGCGAAAGAAACAAAAUAGCCCAUCCAUAAAUAAAUGUGUUCAAAAAUCAGUAAGAAUUUCUUUCGUCCGUGAAACACAAAUGGAACUUUUUUUUUUUUGGCAGUGUUUUGCAGUAGCCUGCAACGCUGCAGAUGAUUAGUUUUCCUUGAUUAGGGAGACGACGACAACAAAAAAUAUCUGUCAAACCUGAUUGUAUGCAAGUACAAAUAAAGCUAGAUAUACAGUGAAUGAUGACUUAAAGGGAUAGUUCACACGAAAGUGAAAAAUCUGUCAUCGGUUACUCUUGUGGCGUUCCAAACCCAUACAACUGAAGAGAUUUUUAAUAUUCCCUCAUCGAUUAAAAGUCCAAGAAAUCUG